This is a messenger RNA of Oncorhynchus nerka (sockeye salmon), 10075 nucleotides long. RefSeq names its product synaptic vesicular amine transporter-like. Gene Ontology annotation, biological process: xenobiotic transport; aminergic neurotransmitter loading into synaptic vesicle; transmembrane transport. NCBI's taxonomy places the organism in Eukaryota, Metazoa, Chordata, Actinopteri, Salmoniformes, Salmonidae. Gene Ontology annotation, molecular function: serotonin:sodium:chloride symporter activity; xenobiotic transmembrane transporter activity. Gene Ontology annotation, cellular component: synaptic vesicle membrane; terminal bouton. The record is from RefSeq and is a predicted model, not a curated record.
AUGACGUCAAGGACCAGUCAAGAAACUAAAACGCCCUACACAUAUCGUUUCUUUCACCACGUUUGCAGCCGCAAAGUGAUUUUUGCUAAUGUGCAUCUAAGAGCAAAUCUUUUUUCGCUCGCUCCUUUGUGGACUCAAAAAAUGGGAAGAUUAGACACUCUGAGAGAAUUUAAUUUAUUGUCAUGGAUGAGAGAGGAAAGACAAUCGAGGAAGUUGACCCUGGUCAUCGUUUUCAUCGCCUUGCUGCUGGAUAAUAUGCUUCUAACGGUGGUCGUCCCCAUCAUCCCCAGCUACCUAUACACAGUUGAUGAUGCAGCAGCCAACAUGGCCAAGAAUCACACCACGGCCUCCCCACACACCCCUUCUGGAACCUUCCAUACCAUCGUGUCCCUCUAUGACAACUCUGUCAGGGUAACCAACGGGGGCCCAAUGGACUCCACACCCAUACCCUUGGAUCAGACGCAGGCGGUCUCUCUUUCCACCUCGGCUCUCACACCCCACAACUCCACAGAGCCUGACUGCCCCAAAGCAGAUGACCAGCUUCUCAAUGAGAAUGUGAAAGUGGGACUACUUUUUGCCUCCAAGGCCACUGUACAGCUCAUCACCAACCCCUUUAUUGGGCCUCUCACCAACAGAAUAGGAUACCAGAUCCCCAUGUUUGCUGGGUUCUGUAUUAUGUUCCUGUCAACCAUUAUGUUCGCCUUCUCAUCGAGCUACACUCUGCUGUUUCUGGCCAGAUCCCUGCAGGGUGUGGGCUCCUCCUGCUCCUCUGUGGCUGGGAUGGGGAUGCUUGCCAGUGUGUACACAGAUGAUGAGGAGAGGGGAAAUGCCAUCGGGAUAGCACUGGGUGGUCUGGCCAUGGGCGUGCUGGUGGGCCCACCAUUCGGCAGCGUCAUGUAUGAGUUUGUGGGGAAAACAGCACCUUUCCUCAUUCUGGCUGUUCUGGCUGUGCUGGAUGGAGCACUGCAACUGUUCAUUCUCCAGCCCUCAAAGGUGGAACCAGAGAGCCAGAAAGGGUCCUCACUUUGGAGCCUUAUUAAAGAUCCAUACAUACUCAUUGCUGCAGGAUCCAUUUGUUUUGCAAACAUGGCCAUUGCAAUGUUAGAACCAGCGUUGCCUAUUUGGAUGAUGGAGACCAUGUGUCCAAGAAAAUGGCAGCUAGGCGUUGCCUUUUUGCCAGCCAGCAUCUCCUACCUGAUUGGAACGAACAUCUUUGGCGUCCUCGCGCACAAGAUGGGGAGAUGGCUGUGCUCUCUCAUCGGGAUGGUCCUCGUGGGGGUUAGCAUCCUCUGUGUCCCUUUCGCUAAGGACAUCUAUGGACUGAUACUUCCGAAUUUUGGUGUUGGUUUUGCAAUUGGCAUGGUGGAUUCCUCUAUGAUGCCAAUCAUGGGAUAUUUGGUGGACCUGAGACAUGUGUCAGUCUAUGGCACUGUGUACGCCAUUGCUGAUGUGGCUUUCUGUAUGGGCUUUGCUUUAGGUCCGUCCGCUGGAGGCGCCAUAGCGAAGAACAUUGGGUUCCCCUGGCUCAUGACCAUCAUCGGCGUCGUGGACAUCCUCUUCGCUCCCCUCUGCUACUUCCUCAGGAGUCCUCCUGGGAGGGAAGAGAAAAUGGCCAUCUUGAUGGACUCUAACUGCUCGAUGAAGACCCGAUCAUACUCAACACAGGGGAACACAGAGUACGAAGAGAUGGAGACAGAGUACGAUGAGUAUUAAUGGACACCAGACAUGUAUGUUACCUUCCAGAGGAUCUAUUUUGUUGUACAAAAACAGAGAUACAAUGAUUAUUAUUUUUUAACAGCAAAGCUGUUUUGUUGUGAGUGUCCGUCUUCACUGUUCUGUGUCAUUGUUAUUGUACGACUAGAGCAAACCAAAGUUGUUGUCAUUGCCCUGUGUUUAUUUUGAGCCAACAGCCUUAUCCAAUGGAAGUGGGGCCGUGUCAAAACAGGGUUUUCAUGGGCCGUAAUAGCAGACUGCUGUGAGUCAUAUUUACUGAAUAGUUCAGAUGAGGGUGGUAUUAUACAGUCGUGGCCAAACGUUUUGAGAAUGACACAAAUAUUAAUUUUCAAAGUCUGCUGUCUCAGUUUGUAUGAUGCCAAUUUGCAUAUACUCCAGAAUGUUAUGAAGAGUGACCAGAUGAAUUGCAAAGUCCCUCUUUGCCAUUCAAAUGAACUGAAUCCCCCAAAAACAUUUCCACUGCAUUUCAGCCCUGCCACAAAAGGACCAGCUGACAUCAUGCCAGUGAUGGCUGGAGAUCAUUCUGUCAUGCUGAUUGAGUUUGAAUAACAGACUGGAAGCUUCAAAAGGAGGGUGGAGCUUGGAAUCAUUGUUCUUCCUCUGUCAUGGUUACCUGCAAGGAAACACGUGCCGUCAUCAUUGCUUUGCACAAAAAGGGCUUAACAGGAAAGGAUAUUGCUGCCAGUAAGAUUGCACCUAAAUCAACCAUUUAUUGGAUCAUCAAGAACUUCAAGCAGAGUGGUUCAAUUGUUGUGAAGAAGGCUUCAGGGUGCCCAAGAAAGUCCAGCAAGCACCGUCUCCUAAAGUUGAUUUAGCUGCGGGAUCGGGGCACCACCAGUACAGAGCAUGCCCAGGAACGGCAGCAGACAGGUAUGAGUGCAUCUGCAUGCACAGUGAGGCGAAGACUUUUGGAGGAUGGCCUGGUGUCAAGAAGGGCAGCAAAGAAGCCAAUUCUCUCCAGGAAAAACAUCAGGGACAGACUGAUAUUCUGCAAAAGGUACAGGGAUUGGACUGCUGAGGACUGGGGUAAAGUCAUUUUCUUUGAUGAAUCCCCUUUCCGAUUGUUUGAGGCAUCCGGAGAAAAGCUUGUCCGGAGAAGACAAGGUGAGCGCUACCAUCAGUCCUGUGUCAUGCCAACAGUAAAGCAUCCUGAGACCAUUCAUGUGUGGGGUUGCUUCUCAGUUAUUUGAGUGGGCUCACUCACAAUUUUGCCUAAGAACACAUCCAUGAAUAAAGAAUGGUACCAACACAUCCUCUGAGAGCAACUUCUCCUAACCAUCCAGGAACAGUUUGGUGACGAACAAUGCCUUUUCCAGCAUGAUGGAGCACCUUGCCAUAAGGCAAAAGUGACAACUAAGUGGCUCGAUAUUUUGGGUCCAUGGCCAGGAAACUCCCCAGACCUUAAUCCCAUUGAGAACUUGUGGUCAAAUCCUCAAGAGGCGGGUGGACAAACAAAAUCCCACGAAUUCUGACAAACUUCAAGCAUUGAUUAUGCAAGAAUGGGCUGCCAUCAGUCAGCAUGUGGCCCAGAAAUAAAUUGACAGCAUGCCAGGGCGGAUUGCAGAGGUCUUGAAGAAGAAGGGUCAACACUGUAAAUAUUGACUCUUUGCAUCAACUUCAUGUAAUUGUCAAUAAAAGCCUUUGACACUUAUGAAAUGCUUGUAAUUAUGCAUUGUUCCAUUGUAACAUCUGACAAAAAAAUAUUUAAAGACACUGAAGCAGCAAACUUUGUGGAAAUUAAUAUUUGUGUCAUUCUCAAAAUUUUUGGCUACGACUGUAGAUCACCAAAUUCUGUGCUGUAGAUCGGCUAGGAGUACAAACCUAUCCUAAUAAUUCACCUAUUGGCCAUUAACUGUACGAACAAAACUAAUGUACUUAGAGAGUUACUUCUGUCUGUGUAGAAACUGACCUAGGGUCAGAUUCAACAUCUCUAACAAGGCACGAUGAGAACACUCCUUAGUGUUGGUCAUUCUAUUGGUUGAGAAUAAUUGGUAAAUUAUUUAGAUAUAUAGUAUAACAUAGCCUAUUACAGAGAUACAAGUUACUCAAUACAUUUGGAAUGAGAAUUAUCUUACUGCUAUAACAAGGCAAACCACAUUUUACCUUGAAAUGGGCCUUUUUCAUUGAUUCCACAAACAUUUUUUUAUACAUUGAGAUUGAUUUUUAAAUUGAGGAAAUACCUGAAAUGAAAGGACAAUACACCAGAAGCUGUUAUAGCCAAUGCUGUCCUGGGUUGACUGCUUAUGACUGUGCUUGUGACUAUUUGCAUGGUAUACCACAUUAAAAAAAACACCAUCACUCCAAUGCCUUUCCUCAGUUUCACUGUCCACAUCAAAACUAAAAACAAGUUAAUAAAGCACAUGACUGUCACUGUAAAUGAUACCACAGCUCAUAGGACACAUGUUUAGCUGUUUUUUAAGUGUACAUACCUUUUGGUAAGCCAUUUGAAUGUGUGGAAAACGAAGACUCAUGUCUUUUUUUUCACCUUUAUUUAACCAGGUAGGCUAGUUGAGAACAAGUUCUCAUUUGCAACUGCGACCUGGCCAAGAUAAAGCGUAGCAAUUCGACACAUACAACAACACAGAGUUACACAUGGAAUAAACAAAACAUACAGUCAAUAAUACAGUAGAACAAAAGAAAACAAAAAAAGUCUAUAUACAGUGAGUGCAAAUGAGGUAAGUUAAGGAAAUAAAUAUGCCAUGGUGGUGAAGUAAUUACAAUAUAGCAAAUAAACACUGGAAUGGUAGAUUGGCAGAAGAUGAAUGUGCAGGUAGAGAUACCGGGGUGCAAAGGAGCUAAAUAAAUAACAGUAUGGGGAUGAGGUAGGUAGAUAGAUGGGCUGUUUACAGAUGGGCUAUGUACAGGUGCAGUGAUCUGUAAGCCUCUCUGACAGCUGGUGCUUAAAGCUAGUGAGGGAGAUGUGAGUCUCCAGCUUCAGAGAUUUUUGCAAUUCGUUCCAGUCAUGGGCAGCAGAGAACUGGAAGGAAAGACGACCAAAGGAGGAAUUGGCUUUGGGGGUGACCAGUGAGAUAUAUCUGCUGGAGCGCGUGCUACGAGUGGGUGCUGCUAUGGUGACCAGUGAGCUGAGAUAAGACGGGGCUUUACCUAGCAGAGACCUGUAGCCAGUGGAUUUGGCGACGAGUAUGAAGCGAGGGCCAACCAACGAGAGCGUACAGGUCGCAAUGGUGGGUAGUGUAUGGGGCUUUGGUGACAAAACAGAUGGCACUGUGAUAGACUGCAUCCAGAUUGUUGAGUAGAGUGUUGGAGGCUAUUUUAUAGAUGACAUCACCGAAGUCGAGGAUCGGUAGGAUGGUCAGUUUUACGAGGGUGUGUUUGGCAGCAUUAGUGAAGGAUGCUUUGUUGCGAUAUAGGAAGCCGAUUCUAGAGUUAAUUUUGGAUUGGAGAUGCUUUUUUUAUUUUACCUUUAUUUAACCAGGCAAGUCAGUUAAGAACACAUUCUUAUUUUCAAUGACGGCCUGGGAACAGUGGGUUAACUGCCUGUUCAGGGGCAGAACGACAGAUUUGUACCUUGUCAGAUCGGGGGUUUGAACUCGCAACGGUUACUAGUCCAACGCUCUAACCGCUAGGCUACGCUGCCGCUUAAUGGGAGUCUGGAAGGAGAGUUUACAGUCUAACCAGACACCCAGGUAUUUGUAGUUGUCCACGUAUUCUAAGUCAGAGCCGUCCAGAGUAGUGAUGCUGGACGGGCGGGCAGGUGCGGGCAGUGAUCGAUUGAAUAGCAUGCAUUUAGUUUUAUUUGCGUUUAAGAGCAGAUGGAGGCCACGGAAGGAGAGUUGUAUGGCAUUGAAGCUCGUCUGGAGGUUAGUUAACACAGUGUCCAAGGAGGGGCCAUAAGUAUACAGAAUGGUGUCGUCUGCGUAGAGGUGGAUCAGAUAAUCACCAGCAGCAAGAGCAACAUCAUUGAUGUAUACAGAAAAGAGAGUCGGCCCGAGAAUUGAACCCUGUGGCACACCCAUAGAGACUGUCAGAGGACCGGACAACAGUCCCUCCUAUUUGACACACUGAACUCUAUCAGAGAAGUAGUUGGUAAACCAGGCGAGGCAAUCAUUUGAAAAACCAAGGCUGUCGAGUCUGCCAAUAAGAAUGUUGUGAUUGACAGAGUCGAAAACCUUGGCCAGGUCGAUGAAUACGGCUGCACAGUAAUGUCUCUUAUCGAUGGCGGUUAUGAUGUCGUUUAGAACCUUGAGCGUGGCUGAGGUGUACCCAUGACCAGCUCUGAAACCAGAUUGCAUAGCGGAGGAGGUAUGGUGGGAUUUGAAAUGGUCAGUAACCUGUUUGUUAACUUGGCUUUCGAAGACCUUAGAAAGACAGGGUAGGAUAGAUAUAGGUCUGUAGCAGUUUGGGUCUAGAUUGUCACCCCCUUUGAAGAGGGGGAUGACCGCGGCAGCUUUCCGAUCUUUGGGAAUCUCAGACGAUACAAAAGAGAGGUUGAAUGGGCUAGUAAUAGGGAUCUGAAGACUCAAUGUUUAGGGAGAAGAUAAUUAACUUUCCCUAUUGACAUUACAAGCCAUACAAAUAUAUAUUGUGUUGAAAGGUAAACGUAUGGAUACUGGUUUACUUUGACGUCUCUGAAUAAACAGCACCUUGAGGAGAUGGUAAAGCACUUUAUCAGAGUCUAGUUACUCACACCAUUUAACUCCAAGGACAGUUCUAGUAUGUUGAUGUUGGUUUAGCAGAGAGAGAAUUGAGGUGAUGAGCUUGAUAUGUUUUGUAAUUUUGUCUAAUGUUAGCAACAAAACACUCAAAGUUUUAUCAAAGAUGAAUUCACUUAUUGUGUGUGCAGUGCACUGAACAUCCCAGUAGUGUUAAUCCCCAACACUACUCCCGAGUGGUACAGCAGUUUAAGGCACUGCAUCUCACUGUUAGAGGUGUCCCUGGUUUGAAUCCAGGCUGUAUCACAACCGACCGUGAUUGGGAGUCCCAUAGAGCGGCGCACAAUUGGCCCAGGUUUGGCCGGUGGAGGCCGUCAUUGUAAAUAAGAGUUUGUUCUUAACUGUCUUGCCUAGUUAAAUAAAUAAAAUAGAACCGCAAUGUGUUUUCAAACACUGAGGUUGAAUUUCUGGUUUCAAUCUUGACCAGUUGGAAUCUUAAACUAACCUGUGAAGAGCAUUAAUAUUAUUUGUGAACACUUCCAGUAGGUCAUCAAAAAGUAUACACACAAUAUAUACAGAUCAAUAUGCAUUGUUUCCAAGAUCCAAGAUCAUAUUGACCAGCAGCAAUGUGCAUGCACAUACAUACAGUAGCAACUUCAGUCUGAGGAUUUGAUUGGCUGACUGGGCCCUGGCCUGCACAUGUCAUUAGAGACUUUUGUGUGCAGUCAGUCACCAGUAUUAAUCCACAACACAGAGCCAUGAAGUGUCCCUCCCAUCCCCCCUCUCCUAUUUGUCCUGAAGCUGAAAAUAUUGACUCAUCCACUGCUCUUUGUCAAGACCACUGUGAUCUAACAGAAACAGCCAGGCAUACAAAGCACUGCUAAUAACUGUCAAAUAUCUCUGUGCUGUUUGGCAAAGUGCAUUUAUUACAAACCAUUCUGUGGUUGUUCGAGCAAACCUGACAUCUGGAAUCUGACAUCUGUGAAAAUACCUUUAUGCCCUUGCCACGGAAAAACACAAUGGCCCAUGUUAAAAAUGUCAAAUAAGACUGCAUUUUUACAUAUAUGAACUGUUAUUUGCAAAACUCUGGGUUUGCUGGAUUGAAGGUUUGGUUGAAUGGACACCCCAAUGGGUUUCAUUGUAAAUAAAUGAUGCAAGCAAAAUAGUCUGUGAUGGAGUUGACAGAGAAAGUUUCCUGAUCACUAUUAGUUUCAUUAUUUGCACUUAAAUGUAUAUUAACAUUUUAAAUUGAAAUACUCAUGUCGAGAUGGCUACCAUUCUGAGAGAUUGUUAUUACUUUGCAAUACAUUGUUGGGUCAUGUAGGUUACAUAGUGGAUUAUACAGUGCCCUCCUGAAUUAUUGGCACCCCAGGUGAACAAAAAAGGCUGUGAAAAAAUGUAAUUGUUGUUUAUCAACUUGUUCUUACACUCCAAAUAUCAUAUGAACGUAACAUUUAAUUGAGUUCAAAUUCUAAAAACAAAAAUGUAAAACAAAUCAAGAAAAAAAGUUAUUCUAAAACAUGCGUCAGAAUUAUUGCCACACCUAAAAAAUUCUUAUUAACAAAAUCAAUUGUAUGUAUAUUCUGAUCUGAGUCUUGGAACUCUUAACAGGUCAUCCAUGACAGGGGUAUAAAUAUGAGGUGACACACAGACUAAAUCCCUUAGUCAUCCAUCAACAUGGACAAAAGGUUGUUGACCUUCACAAAUCAGGCAAUGGCUAUAAAAAGAUAGCUACAUGCCUGAAAAUACCAAUGGCAAUAAUGGCAAUAAUUAAUAAUAAUAAUCAUUAAUAAUAAUUAAUAAUACAUUUUAAACAACUGGUGACUGUGAUGAACCUGCCUCGAAGAGGAUGCAAGUGUAUUAAGAAGGAUGGUUCAAGUGGCAAAAAAAAAAUCUCCAAGGAUAAUAGUUGGAGAAUUGCAGAAGGGUAACAUCUUGGAGUCACCAAGUCUCCAAAACUACAAUUAGACGCCACCAAUGCCAAAAAGUUAUUUGAAAGGGUUGCUAGAACAAAGCCACAAAUGUAAGCACUUGGAGUUUGCUAAAUGUCAUUGGAAGUUUGAUUGGAACCACGUUCUAUGGUCUGGUUAGACUACAAUAGAGAUUUUUGGCAACAAGGGUUUGGUGUAAAAAGAGAGCCAUGGUCAUGCAGAAAAUAAGUAUGGUGGUGGAUCUGUGAUGUUGUGGGGCUGUUUACUUCCAAAAACCCUGGGAACCUUGUAAGGAUCAGUGGUGGAAAUAUUACCCAAUUUUCAUACUUGAGUAAAAGUAUAGAUACCUUAAUAGAAAGUUACUCAAGUAAAAGUGAACGUCAGCCUGUAAAAUACUACUUGAGUAAAAGUCUAAAAGUAUUUGGUUUUAAAUAUACUUAAGGAUCAAAAUUAGGGCCUCCCGAGUGGCGCAGUGGUCUAAGGCACUGCAUCGCUGUGCCACGAGAGAUUCUAGGUUCGAGUCCAGGUUCUGUUGCAGCCGGUUGUAACCGGGAGACCUAUGGGGCGGCGCACAAUUGGCUCAGCGUCAUCUGGGUUAGGGGAGGGUUUGGCCGGCAGGGAUGUCCUUGUCCCAUCACACACUAGCAACUCCUGUGGCUGGCUGGGCACAGUGCACGCUGACACGGUUGCCAGGUGUUUGGCUUUUCCUUCGACACAUUGGUGCGGCUGGCCUCCGGGUUAAGUGGGCAUUGUGUCAAGAAGCAGUUUGGCUUGGUUGGGUUGUGUUUCGGAGGACGCACGGCUCUCGACCUUCACCUCUCCCGAGUCCAUAUGGGAGUUGCAGCGAUGAGAGAAGACUGUAACUACCAAUUGGAUAACGAGAAAAUGGGGUAAAAAAAUAUAUUUAAAAAAUAAUACAUUCUUUAUGAAUGUAUUAAAGUAAAAGUUGUCAAAAACAGAAAUAGUAAAGUACAGAUAGCCCCCAAAAACAACUUAACUACUUUACACCACUGGUUAGGAUACAUGGCAUCAUGAGAUUUUAGGCAAAAACCUGUCUGCCUCUGCCAGGAGGCUAAAACUGGGUCGUCGUUGGAUCUUCCAGCAGGACAGCAAUCCAAAGCAAACCUCCAAAUCCACAAGAAAAUGGUUCACUGACCGUAGAAUCAAGCUUUUGCGAUGACCAUCCCAGUCCCCUGACCUAAACCCCAUUGAAAACCUGUGGGGUGAGCUGAAGAGGGGAGUCCACAAGCGAGGACCAAGGAUCUGGAAGAAUGGUCUCAAAUUGCUUCCUGUGUUCUCCCACCCCAUCAAACAUUACAAGACAACUCAGAGCUGUUAUCUUGGAAAGGGGAGGGUGCUCAAAGAAAUGCAGGGGUGCCAAUAAUUGUGAUAUGCAUGUUUGUUUAAAAAAAAAAAAACUUUUUUGUUACUUAAAGGUUAGAUUAAUAUAUUUUGAGUGUAAGAUUAAGCUGAUAAACAACUUUUUUCCCCAGCCUUUUUUGUUCAUAUUUACCUAGGGUGUAGAGAUGAAUAUAUUGGUCAUUUUGUUUAUAUUAGAAAUCUAUUGCACACAUGCACAAACAUAUGUGUGUGUGUGCCCAUGUUGGUGUGUGUGCCUUCUGACAUGUAUGUAAUUGGUUUGUGUGUAUAUCAACUACUUACUAACUGGUACACAAAAACAAAUGUUGACCUUUUAUAUUCUGGACUGGUUGUUUACCUGUAAAGUGUGCUGAUUGUGUAAUAUAUGUUGAUACUCAGUGGGGAUGGAAAACCCCAAAAUAAAUGUUGCUCUGAAAA